Carlito syrichta (Philippine tarsier) is the source of this 1962-nucleotide messenger RNA. RefSeq names its product small integral membrane protein 15 (gene SMIM15). The coding region runs from base 413 to 637 and encodes 74 amino acids. The record is from RefSeq and is a predicted model, not a curated record. Lineage: Eukaryota; Metazoa; Chordata; Mammalia; Primates; Tarsiidae. The transcript is spliced from 2 exons.
CAUAAAUGAGUUUAUUACUGAAAUAAGUAACUUAGUAAAAUACUUGAUUUCCAGUAAUUAGGAUUUUCUCACAGGGCAUUUGCAGUUGUGAAGUCAAAUGAAGAAACAGAUACUAAAUGCCUAUAAUUGAUAGGCAGUUUUACAUGUCACGAAGGUUGUGUAUAGACAACAUGGAAAUUUUACAUUUAAAACUUUUUUACAGUUAUCCUGAAAGUUGUGGCUUCCUUUUCUUCUUCUUUGUUUUUUUCUAACUUACCCACUGUACAGAAUUUAAGCCUUCUGCCAGAAGUAUACAGUAGAACUAAAGACAGACAACCAAGGGGCAUCUGAAACUGUGACUGGCUCACUAAUACCAGGACAAAGUUAGAGAUCACUCUACUCAAGCAUAAGUUUUCCUAAGACUGCUACGAAGAUGUUUGAUAUAAAGGGUUGGGCUGAGUAUGUUGUGGAAUGGGCUGCAAAGGACCCGUAUGGCUUCCUUACAACAGUUAUUUUGGCUCUUACUCCACUGUUCCUAGCAAGUGCUGUACUGUCUUGGAAAUUGGCCAAAAUGAUUGAGGCCAAGGAGAAGGAGCAAAAGAAGAAACAAAAACGUCAAGAAAAUAUUGCAAAAGCUAAACGACUAAAAAAGGAUUGAAGGAAUGAACAGACUCUGUAACCAGAGGAAAAUAAUUUGGAAAUUAUGCGGCUUUGGAAGGACCUACUAAGGUUUCUUAAAUGGAUUUCUUGACAGUAUUAUUUAGUAAGUGAAAUUUGACCAAACGAAAGAAUCAUGUUAGUUCUGACCUCAAUAUUGUAGUAACUUUUAGGCUUGGGUGUAGAAGUUUGUUGGUAUCUAUUGGCAGGUUAUUGUAAAUUAGCAAUUUUGGUGAUAUAAAUUCUUUAUAACUAACUUAGUUUUUUGCCAUUUAGUCAUUUAUGUACUGAAAUGACAACAUCCUGUGGGGAAAAAUGAUUUUAGAUCAUGAACUCUAUUCAGAUAAAUCCUAUUUACAAUGUGGUCUUGUUCUGCACAAAGAAAAUUAAGAAUGCUAAAGUCAGAAUUGUCCUUUCUGAGGUGGAAAGUGUGCUUUUUCUUAAAAGAGAUACAUUAUAUUAAUCAUAUCUUUUAUCGUUAUUGCUUAUUAGAAUAGAAUCAUUUCUGGCUUUCUCAAAGCAAAAUAUUAAUGAGUAGUUCUACUUGCUACAUUUUUCUUAUUUUAGCCUUUGAGACAACUGGUAAUUAUAAAAGCAUUUUGAAUUUUUUAAGACAUAAUUUUAUAAAGAAUUCUCUUUUCUUGACUAUGUAGAAUACUACUUAUUGGAUGUAACAGUUUUGUACUUACAAACACUGCCAUUUUCUUAGAGAUGAUUUGUUAAGAAGAGUAACAUGAUUUAUAGCUUGCAGUAAAAAUGCCAAACGCUGUUAUACCUGGGAACCAGUUUAUUUUUAUGCUAAGUAGAACUGUGAAAUAGUUAAAAUGUCUUAUCAGAUAAUUUGCUGAUUAUAUAGACACCACUUUCAUUUUUAUUCCAUUCUUUGUUUUAAUUCAUGUGGUAGUUAUGUCUAAUACAUUGUGAUUAAACAAGUUCUAAGUGAAAAUUAAAAUUUCAGAUUUCUUUUAAAGAAUAAGUUAAGUUUUCAUAAAUGGAAAGAAAGACUGGAAAUUGGUGAACAUUUUGUUGAGGCACAGUAGUAACUGAGUGAAGGGAUAAAUUAUGUCAAAAUGAGAAUGAGAGAAUGUGCUAUAAUCAGAAGUUAAAGGAUGUUUCUUUCAAGUUAAGCAGUAUAACUGGAAGUUUUUUACUAGUAAGCAUGGCUUUUACUAUAAAUGCAUGGUCCAGUAAUUUUAUUCACUGUCAGUAUUUAAUAGCUUGUUGUUUUCUGCACCUGACAGUGAAUUUUAAGUUACAAAAAAUUGUCAAGCAGCUCUAAUUUAAAAAUGAAACUAGAUAUUGAAAUAAAUUUGAUAAUUUUGUAAA